ACGUGAUGAGCUAGAGAAGGUAAGGAACAGCCAAGUCCAACCUUCGAAUGGAGAAGCUGUGAAGGAAAAUGAAUCUUCUCACCAACGUUUAACAUCUGAGCCCAUUGUACUCUCUCUAUCUAAUUUGCCACCUCAAACUGUGGCAACUUCUAAUGUAAAGAGUACACUACUGGAUCAGAGAAAUUUCAAUAGGUGCUGCAACACAGAAGAUCAGCAAUUGAGUGUUUCACCUUUGGAGAACUAUUCUUCACGUAAUGCAGACUUAGCCUCCAUUACUAUGGCAAACAAGGAGCCGGAGUUGUAUAGAAAUGGUUGUACGCAGAGAAUUCGUGCAUCUGAAGGAAAUGCGUUUGCUAGCAAAUUGCCUCCUUCAGAUGUAGAAGUGGAGCAGCAAUCACUCGUAAAGAAUGAGGUUAUUGUCAAAGCAAGUAAUGGGGAUGAAGGUAAAUGUACUGAAACUUCUCCUAAGACUAAGAACGUGAGGAAAAUGAACUUUUCAGGGGAAGAAGUAAGAAACCAUGUCAAGGUUUGCUCAUCAAGACAGAAAAGGGGGAGGUUUGCAAAAGCCAAAGCUAAGCGCAAGUCUUGUCCCAUUGUCAGAAAACCUUAUCAACCACCUUCUAUAGUUUCUCGUCGUAAGAUAAACUCAGUAAAUGGCACUGUUAAAUCUGAUCAACAUUUGUGCACCUCACCCCCUGUCAAGCCUAGCAAUCAGGAUAUGAAGAAGAAUCCCAUUGAGCUGGAAGAAGAAUUGCUGGAAACAAAUGACUGCCUUACUGCUGAAAUGAUUGUUCCUGAAGGGAAAAGACCAAGAACAGAACGAAUUACAACUUCUGGCUCUUCCUCGACCUCGUCCCCUUCGAUUCAACACUCUGAAAUUUGUCAAAAACCUUUUGUUCUCACUCCUUGCAAGAAUUACUCAUUUUUGCUCCAUGGUAAUGUUAAAUCUGACGAAGACCAGUCAAAGAUAACUGAAAAUGAUGUCAAGCUGAAGCCACUACCUAGCUUGGGUCCCGUUUUAACACCAAUUAGAGUUGAUUUGGAUUCAAUAUGUGGCUCUACAAAUGUUGAAGUUAGUGUAAAGGCACUCUGUGGAUCCGUUGAGGAAACUGACGCAGACAAGGACAUGGAGUUUGUAGAUGAAUUGGAAAAAGAAGAACUCGAUUCUAACCAGAGUCCUAUAGUUCCAAGUUAUGAAUCAAAUGCUCAGAUGAUCAAUGUACCAAUUGUAUUUUCUAAUUUGAAAGAUGCCAAAACAUCCGAAGAAAUUACUGUUAGUGUACCGCCGGUGCCCUCUGAUAUAAAAGUUGCCAAAUCAUCCUUGGAAUCUAAUGUGUUUCCGAGUCAAUCAGACAAUAGGCUUCUUAAAUACACCUUUCAGAGGAAGCACAAGAAGGAAGCUGUGAGCAGCUCUGAUAACAACGCUUCUGGCGAGAAGAACAAAUUAAAAAGGAAAGCAGAGGAAAAGCUGGAAGAUUAACCAGAGCCACAUAAAUCUAGCUUGAUAAAUGAGUCAUCUAGGGACAUUAGCUCAAGCUGCUCGUUAGGAUAACAUGCUGCCUUUGUCAUUCAGUGCAAAUUCCGUGAUUCCAUAUUCAUGACGAUUUCAUAUCUCAGUCAGUGGGAACUGAAAGCAUGUAAAUUUUAGUGGAUGAUCUUAGUUAUGUGCAGGGAAAUUGAAAUCUGAUGGGACUAAUUUCUACUAAUGUUUAUGGCUGAGGACACUGCAUAUACAUGUUUUGCCUAAA
This is a messenger RNA of Populus euphratica (Euphrates poplar), 1748 nucleotides long. RefSeq lists its product as uncharacterized. The transcript has 2 exons. The record is from RefSeq and is a predicted model, not a curated record. Bases 278 to 1480 code for a protein of 400 amino acids. NCBI's taxonomy places the organism in Eukaryota, Viridiplantae, Streptophyta, Magnoliopsida, Malpighiales, Salicaceae.